CACUGCAAGGGAGCACAAGACAAGCUCAGAGCCUCAGAAUCACAAGGGCUAGCUCAAGGAAGAUACAUACAUAUAUAUCAUGGAGAGAAGCUGUAAGCAAUGGCAGGAGCAGCUAGCGGCACUUGCGCUCACGUUCCUCCUCUUUGCGCCUGCGUUUUUGGUGCCGUGCACGGCCACCGAGGCCGACGGCGACAAGGACGGGUUGGCGUCGCCUGGGAAGACGAUGCCGCCUGGGUGGACAGGCGACUCGGGGUCGGACCAGGGGUCCAGCCCUGAGGGGUCGUGGAAGUACGAGUGGGGCUGGGCUGCUGGGCCUGGUGUAAAGAUCUCCGGUUUCGGGUACGGUUACGGAGGCAGCGGUGAUGCAGGUAGCGGCGGCGGCGGAGGUGGUGGUGGUGAUAGUGGCACUGGCGGAUACGGUGGCCUUCCCGGUAACUAUGGUGGCAAUGAUGCUGGGGGCUAUAAUGGCGAAGCCGGUGGAGAAGGAGCGUUCGGCGACGGAGAUGGUGCCGCUGGCGGGAACAGGCGUGGCCUAUUCCGCGGCGGAAUGGCAGAGAAGAAGGUGGACGGUGGCAGCAAAAACUGAAGCCGCCCGUCGCCGCCUCUUAGCCAUGCAGACGCGGUUAGUCAUGGCAUGCAUAAAUAAUAGUAUUGCUAAUAAGGGUAAAGUAGUCUAUGAAAUAAAAGAUGUGCCAGUAAUAUCUGCACUGUGUGUAUACAUCGAUAUAGUGCUGAAACUGAAUACUCUCAAAACCUCGAUCAGCAGGUAGACAAGUUCCCGUGCAGGGCUGUAUAUGUAUGUAUGAUGUUCUUGACAGCGCCUGUGUCUUUCCCAUGGCCGAUGCCAAUAGCCAAAUAUAAAAGCGGGCUUUGCUGAA
Lolium perenne is the source of this 878-nucleotide messenger RNA. The record is from RefSeq and is a predicted model, not a curated record. Lineage: Eukaryota; Viridiplantae; Streptophyta; Magnoliopsida; Poales; Poaceae.